GAGGAAACCGCAGGAAUAUCCGAGUUUUCCUGAAGGCAGCUGAAGAGCUUUGUGUCACAUUUUAAAUCUUCCUCCCGUUCACUAACUCUUGGUUCCGUCUGAAUAUUUAUAAAUGUUACCACCGUAUGUUUACAUGUCGCGUGUCCUUAAUGUAAAAACAACAACAACCUGAACAGCCAGCAGGUGGGUCAAAGCGGGUCAGGUCUGGUUCGUCCCGAUUGAACCAGGUUAGAUUUAGUAAGUUCGGGUUAAAGUAGGUUAAACAGAGUUAGUUGUAGUUAACUGGAGCGAAUCCUACCUGGACGUGAAGUCCGGAUGAGACCGGAACAGAAAGUGAUUCUAUUUGAAUAGGUGCUGACUCAUCGUCUCGUGACGUCCCGUGUCCGGUGCUCGUCUGGGAUCGACCGACUUGUUGGUUUUUCAUUAACUUAAAGAAACUUCUUAAUGAGACUGAUCCGGUUCGUGUUACAGAUCCACGUCUAAAGGUCAUUCCACAACAACACAACCUGAGACACUGUGUGGUGAUGCCGCCCCCUGCUGGCUGAUCAGUCACAUGUUUCACUUUCAAAUAAUUAGAAUUUAACCAUCGAGUUCCACGUGUUGUUUUCUUUCAUAAUUCACUGUGUAGAAGCCGGCGGGGGGGGGGGGGGCUCGUGCUGUCCGACAGGGGGAGGGGUCAUGGCGGUGGCUCAGGUGAGUCCAGGUGUGUUCCUCAGUGAUCUGGACUCCGCUCUGAGCGUCAGUGUGUUGAGCAGCAGGAACAUCACGCUCAUCGUCAACGCCAGUGGACUGGGGGGGGUGUCCUACCCUCAGCUGGACCUGCAGCUGCUUCACGUCCCCGUCCAGGACCAGCCUCAUGCCCCCCUGAGCCACUACUUUGAAUCUGUGGCUGAACGGAUCCGUCAAAACCACACAGGGGCCACGCUGGUCCACUGCACCGCCGGCCGGAGCAGAUCCCCCGCCCUGAUCAUGGCCUUCCUGAUGAGGUGCGAGGGUCUUAGCCUCCGUCGGGCGUAUGAGCAGGUUCUGGAUCAGAGACCCUUCAUCAGACCCAACGCUGGAUUCUGGCGGCAGCUGAUGGACUAUGAGCGGACUCUGUUCGGCAGGAACUCGAUGCGGAUGACGCGGACAUCCUGUGGCGUCCUGCCUGAGGCCCUGCAGGACUCUGAGGCCCAGCAGGACUCGGAGGCCCUGCAGGACUCUGAGGCCAGAGCUGCGUACUGUGUUAACAUCUGAGGAAACGGAUCCAGAUUCUCCUGAAGGUCCAGAACUUGACACGUCACAGAUAAACAACAAAAACUGAAGGAAUGUAAAGAAAAUUAAAACAUGAAUCAGUUGAUUUGAUGAAA
Molecule: messenger RNA, 1349 nt
Organism: Pleuronectes platessa (European plaice)
Lineage: Eukaryota; Metazoa; Chordata; Actinopteri; Pleuronectiformes; Pleuronectidae
Product: dual specificity protein phosphatase 14
Exons: 2
Coding region: 679-1236 (185 amino acids)
Biological process (GO): protein dephosphorylation
Cellular component (GO): cytoplasm
Molecular function (GO): MAP kinase tyrosine/serine/threonine phosphatase activity
Source: RefSeq, a predicted model, not a curated record